CCAUGGCAUCAUCAUCUGUGAUGUCAUCUUCUAUGACAUCAUCAUCUGUUAUGCCAUCAUCAUCUGUGACAUCAUCAUCUGUGAUUUCAUCUUCGAUGACAUCAUCUUCAGUCAUCAAAACUUCAGUUUUGUCAUCUUUUAGCUCUCCUUCACCAUCAUCUUCAUUGUCCCCAUCUCCAUCUCCUUCAUCAACUCCAUUAUCUCCUUCACCUUCUUCUUCCUAUAAAUCUCCUUCACCAACUCCCUCACUCUCCUCCUCACAUUUACCUUCAGUAUCUCCUUUACCAUCUUCUUCACCAACCUCUUAUAAAUCUUCUUCACUUACUCCUUCUCCUUCAUCAUCCAUCCAUUCUUCUUCUUCUCGGUUGCUCAUCUCUACCACUUCUGAAACCAGAACAUCAACUAGCAUUACAAGUUCAAUUGUUCCUUCUCCUACUUGUCCCUCAACAAUAGCAAGUGUAUCUCUUCAAAACACUAUCACUUUAUUGCUUACCAAUUAUAGUAUAGCAACAUUCACUAGUUCUGCUCAGGAGAGGUUUAAGCAAAUCACAGCUGAGAUUGUACAUAACUACUGCACAUACUUCAAGCAAGACUGCAAUCCAAUAAAACUCACAGACACUACAAAGACUGAUGGUAGUGUAUGUGUGGUGAUCACCAGGAUACUGUCUGGAGGAUCAACCAAUGACCAAACAUUAGUUACUUUCUUUGUCACACUAAAUGAUGGAGCAGACCUACUACCAGUAACUGCUCUGACCGUCUCUGUUGAAGCUGGCAUACGCAAUGGAAACUAUAAUAGUUUCACUAGAGUUUAUUUAGUUAGUGGAUCAGCCAGCUCUUCCAUGACACCAUCAGCAACACUGAGUUCAUCUUCAUCUACUGGAACAACUGUUGGAGUUGCUGUAGGAGUUGUAUUACUAGUAAUGAUAACGAUAGGAGUUGUGGUCAUAGUACUGGUGUUUAUGAUUCUGAAGGGAAGACGUGCUAGUAAAUACAAUAUUGAUGGAGCAACGUUUGCAGAUGCAACUACUAACAAUCGCUAUGGUGGCAAUACUGUGCUAAAAUCUGUUUAUGAGGAAUCUGAAAAGGCUACCUUCAGUAACCCUCUGUAUGGUCAACUUGAUGAGGAUGAUGGAUAUGAGCAUAUGAACUAAUAAUUAAUAGAAUAAGCUGUUUAAUUGUGAUAAUAAGAGAUACUGUUAAUGCUUCUACAAAAUUUAAUGCACCUGAACUAGCAUAGCUACCCUUUAUUAUGUAAAUUAUUUUAUUGUGUUACAUCCUUUGUAACUUUUGUCCCUUGAUUUUUAAAAGCAUGAACAUCAAAAAUUAAA
Messenger RNA from Amphimedon queenslandica, 1328 nucleotides. RefSeq lists its product as uncharacterized. Lineage: Eukaryota; Metazoa; Porifera; Demospongiae; Haplosclerida; Niphatidae. The transcript is spliced from 6 exons. The coding region runs from base 3 to 1151 and encodes 382 amino acids. The record is from RefSeq and is a predicted model, not a curated record.